Messenger RNA from Cadophora gregata, 333 nucleotides. RefSeq lists its product as uncharacterized. The coding region runs from base 1 to 333 and encodes 110 amino acids. The record is from RefSeq and is a predicted model, not a curated record. Lineage: Eukaryota; Fungi; Ascomycota; Leotiomycetes; Helotiales; Ploettnerulaceae. The transcript has a single exon.
AUGGGAAAGUUUUGUUCUUUAAUCAAUCAAGACUCAGGCUACCCACCACUUCUACGGGUAUCUUUGCACCUUCGUAUCCAACCAAAAUUGAGCGAGUCAAAUAACACAACUUCCUUCAAGCCACCACGCAUCAGCAAGGCUCUCGACAGCGAACCGCUUCAUCACACUGGCUCGCUUCCAACACUCAUGGCGCUUCUUGCUGACAUUGAUGAGCUGGCACACAAGGCAAAGCACCAGCAUGGUUCGCACAGAAAAUGCGUCCCAUUUUCUAAGCCCGGCAGAAUUCCCUUCAUCGCUGCGCAUCCCGGAAUGUUGGUUGUAUGUGAAUUUUGA